AUGCGGCCCUAUGAUGCAAGUGCUGUACAGCAGACAGCGAGAAUUCGCCUGGCCAAUCUGCUGCCUUUUGUCCAGAGGUUGAGCCUUUUAACGGCCCAGGAGGUUGUACAGUGGCAGAGGUCACGAAGCGACGUCUCAGGAGCCUUGCCAGCCCAAUGGCAGCAAUGUCCAAAAGAAGCACUGAAAUGGUGGUUGGGUCGGGGCAUCCGGCUGGCGCUCUGGACAUUCCCAAUGGCGAGCAUGGUGGAGCAAAGCGGGACACGGUGGCACAACAAGGAGCACCCACCCUCGGAAGCGGAUAUCCCGUGCUUCGAGCGACAGGCUACAAACCUCUCUGCGAGCACCUGUGCGACAAAGGCGGAGCGUCCGGAUGGCUGGGUGAGCUUGUUGGGGCUGGACAGGGUCGCCAACUUCCGCGAUCUUGCGGGACCUGAUGCCUCUGCGCCCUAUCGUUGCAAGGGUGGCCGACUUGCUCGCGGCAAAGUCUACCGCACUGGCCACUGGGUCACUGCCACACCCACCGACCUGUCAAUGAUCCGCGACACGCUGGGCAUUUGUACCUACCUUGACCUUCGCAAUGGCCAGGACUUUGAAAGUGUCGAUGCGGAGUGCUUCGACGACUACCCGCCCAGCCCAAAUGGGCGGCACGAGGCCAGUGUUCCGCGAGAUGCGGGAGAACGUCGCCGGCUGAGCUGUCCCUUCUCCAAGGGUCUCGGCGCACGACCCCUCACGCAAGAUGAAGCAGAAGGCAGAGUGGAUCCAUCUGACAAGAAGGCACAGUGCGCCAUUUGGUUCCAGAAGCAGAUGCGGAGCGAAGCCUUUCACGAUCUGCAGGUUCAGCUCAAGACGAGCAUGCGCGCCAUGCUCAUCUUGAACUCGGAGGAGGUUCUUACAGCACUCAGAGCUUUGGUGGAUGAGCGAAACUUCCCAGUGGCCUUCGGCUGUAUCGCAGGCAAGGACCGCACGGGCCUUCUGGCAUGUUUGGUGCUCCUCGCGCUGGGAGUCAGCGACGAGGACAUCAUCUCCGACUAUAUGUUCACCAAUGAGUCUGCGCAACACAUCAACGCCUGCAAUCAGAUCGCAGUCGCCAUGUGGUGUGAGGAGCUGAGGAUCCGUGAUCCACGGAAAUACAGCUUGCUGGUGCGAAGGACGCGACUCCCACCAAGCGUCCAGAACAUCUUGGACAGUGACGGCGACACCCCACUCUGGGAGGACGUGAACAUUGUCUCUGAUCCUGAUGCCAUCAAACGAUCAAUGGUGCACAGAGACAUCAUUGAGUACGUCAUGCACGAAGUGUUGCAGCAGGAGUUCAGCGGAGUCGACGGCUACUUCAAGUACAUCGGCUUUACCCCAUCUGAAGUUGACAGGCUUCGAGCCACAGCUGCAGCUGAGUUUGGCAUUCGCUCCUUUGUGAACUUUGUUUUGAUAGGCACAGCGGGUCAGCUGUGCAUGUCUGCAUCCAAAAGUUUGUGGCCGAUCCACAACCUGAUCGCGAGCGCUGCCACCGGGCCUUUCCGGCAAAGUGCCAUGUCGGAUUCCGCCGAUGAAGACUACCUAGCUGUAGACAAUCUGUCAGCUGCGCUACAGCUUCUGGCCCCCGACGCCAGCAUGGGACCACGUGUGGACUCACGCCGAGUGCGCGCUGCCAACAACGUGCCAAUCAAGGAUGGCUCUGGGGGUGCUGUGCUUUACUGGAUGUCCAGGGAUCAGCGGGCUCACGACAACUGGGCCCUCCUGAAGGCUCAGGAUCUGGCUCUAGAGAGAAAGGCGUCCCUUCUUGUCUGCUUCUGCCUGGUGCCGAAAUUUCUGGAUGCCACCCUUCGCCACUUUGACUUCAUGCUGCAGGGACUGGCGGAGACAUGCAAGGACCUUCAGAGUUUGAACAUCGGCUUUGUGCUGCUGAAGGGCCAGAGCGUGGCGGAAGUCCCCAAGCUCGUGCGAAAGCUCCAGCAGAUGGGAAAGAAAGGCGGCGUGCAUGCUGUCGUCUGUGACACUUCGCCACUUCGAGUUCCACGUUCUUGGACGGCAGGCGACCCGAGCAGAGUUUCUUGGCGACACCGCUACGAGUCCGCUAUAUAG
Molecule: messenger RNA, 2079 nt
Organism: Symbiodinium sp. CCMP2592
Lineage: Eukaryota; Dinophyceae; Suessiales; Symbiodiniaceae
Source: the annotation of a GenBank genome assembly